UUGCAGACGCAAAAGAGGGCACUGCGCAAGGCCAUGGCCGCCAGGCUGCGCACGGUGUCCUCAUCAGACAUACAGCAACAAUGUAGAAUGAUCACGGAGCUCGUACUCGCGUCUCCCUUCUUCCGUCGCAGUAACACCGUCAGCUGCUAUCUCAGCAUGCCUGCUGGCGAAGUCGACACCUCCGCGCUCGUAUCCGCAAUCCUGCACUCUGGGAAGACGCUCUUCGUCCCCAAGAUCGACGUGACGAGUGACGGACGCAUGGCCUUCCUGAAAAUCUACUCCGAAGACGAUCUCCGCACAAUCCCGAGCGGUACGUACGGGAUCAAGGAACCAGAUUUCGAGUGGCUCGGGCGGCGGCGUCACAACGCCCUCGACGACGCGACGGAAACGCUCGAUUUGAUCUUCAUGCCAGGCGUCGCGUUUGACCGAUCGUUAUCUCGCUUGGGGCACGGUAAGGGCUACUACGAUCGAUUCAUCUCGUCCUACACAGAUGCCAAAUCCGCGAGCGGCGCGCGGAGACCGCUCUUAGUGGCGUUGGCUCUAAGGGAGCAGGUGCUGGAGGCCGGAGAGGUCCCGGCGGCGCCGUAUGACUGGAAGAUGGACGUUAUCAUUAGUCCAGAUGGGAUGCUGGGUGUGGACAUGAUGGAAGGCUCGCGUGAUGACGAUGCCUGACACAAACGUCCCUUCAAUUACCGGAAAUCGCCCGAUGAAUAAAUCGAUCAGGGCCGCCUCAUUGCAACCGACACGGGCAAGACUCCUGCUAAAUGAUGUACUCGCUAUUGCAUAAUAUUAUCGAUCUGGCCAGGCGGCAGGAGGUCAGGUCGUGGCAGACGGGAAGAGGAUUGUGCCUGGGGAUGCUAUGUGCUCACCAGCUGGUAGGGCUCUUCACCGGGAGGCUUCUUUUCUUGGAGGUGAGCAGGUGACGAUAAGAGGCGGAGGACGCUGCG
Messenger RNA from Laetiporus sulphureus 93-53, 947 nucleotides. Its product is annotated as 5-formyltetrahydrofolate cyclo-ligase. The record is from RefSeq and is a predicted model, not a curated record. Gene Ontology annotation, molecular function: 5-formyltetrahydrofolate cyclo-ligase activity. Bases 34 to 672 code for a protein of 212 amino acids. Gene Ontology annotation, biological process: tetrahydrofolate interconversion; folic acid-containing compound biosynthetic process. Lineage: Eukaryota; Fungi; Basidiomycota; Agaricomycetes; Polyporales; Laetiporaceae. The transcript has 6 exons. Gene Ontology annotation, cellular component: mitochondrion.